AACAGGAUUCUUCUCUUCUUUUUGGCCACUAAAUGCCUCUGUGCACCACACUUUCCAGUGAAGGAGGAAGGGCGGAGCUUCUUGGAUGACGAUGGACAUUCCACUGGGCAGGAUGAGGGCAGAGUGUGUGACAUCAGCACCACAAGGGUCCAGCGUGAACUCCGUCUCCCUUCCCAGCCAGCUCUCCGCCGCCUGUAUCCACCAUGGUGUUUGGUGAGAUCUUCCAUCGCCCUGGACAAGACAAGGAACUUGUCAACUUGAACGUGGGGGGCUUUAAACAGUCCAUCGACCAGAGCACCCUCCUGCGCUUUCCUCACACCAGGCUCGGGAAGCUGCUCAGCUGCCACUCGGAAGAGGCCAUCCUGGAGCUGUGUGAUGACUACAGCGUGGCCGAUAAAGAGUACUAUUUCGAUCGGAACCCCUCCCUGUUCAGAUACGUUCUGAACUUUUAUUACACGGGGAAGCUGCACGUCAUGGAGAAGCUGUGCGCGUUCUCGUUCUGCCAGGAGAUCGAGUACUGGGGCAUCGACGAGCUCUUCCUCGAUUCCUGCUGCAGGGACCGCUACCAGGAGCGCAAGGAGGAAAACCACGACAAGGGCUGGGACCAGAAAAGCAAUGAUGUGAGUGCCGACUCCUCGUUCGAAGAGUCGUCUCUGUUCGAGAAGGAGCUGGAGAAGUUUGACAAGCUGCGAUUCGGUCAGCUCCGGAAGAAGAUCUGGAUUCGCAUGGAAAACCCAGCCUACUGCCUGUCGGCCAAGCUCAUCGCCAUCUCCUCCCUGAGCGUGGUGCUGGCCUCCAUCGUGGCCAUGUGCGUCCACAGCAUGUCGGAAUUCCAGAACGAGGACGGGGAGGUGGACGACCCCGUGCUGGAAGGCGUCGAGAUCGCGUGCAUCGCUUGGUUCACCGUCGAGCUGGCCAUCCGGGUAGUUGCUGCUCCCUGUCAGAAGAAAUUCUGGAAAAACCCUCUGAACAUAAUCGACUUCGUCUCCAUUAUUCCCUUUUAUGCCACGUUGGCUGUAGACACCAAGAAGGAAGAGAGUGAGGACAUUGAAAACAUGGGCAAGGUGGUCCAGAUCCUUAGGCUUAUGAGGAUUUUCCGCAUCCUCAAGCUUGCCCGGCACUCGGUAGGACUUCGGUCUCUCGGUGCCACACUGAGGCAUAGCUACCACGAAGUUGGGCUGCUGCUUCUCUUCCUAUCGGUGGGCAUUUCCAUCUUUUCUGUGCUUAUCUACUCUGUGGAGAAAGAUGACCACACGUCCAGCCUCACCAGCAUCCCUGUCUGCUGGUGGUGGGCCACCAUCAGCAUGACAACCGUGGGCUACGGAGACACCCACCCAGUCACCUUGGCUGGGAAGCUUAUCGCCAGCAUGUGCAUCAUCUGUGGCAUCUUGGUGGUGGCCCUUCCCAUCACCAUUAUCUUCAACAAGUUUUCCAAGUACUACCAGAAGCAAAAGGACAUCGAUGUGGACAAAUGUAGUGAGGACCCACCAGAGAAGCAUCAUGAGCUCCCUUACUUUAACAUUAGGGACAUUUAUGCCCAGCGGAUGCAUGCCUUCAUCACCAGUCUCUCUUCUGUGGGCAUCGUGGUGAGUGACCCCGAUGCCACAGACGCUUCAAGCAUCGAAGACAACGAGGAUGUUUAUAACGUGGCAUCCUUGGAGAAUUGCACAGCAAAAUGAGCCGGGACAUUUGUGCCUGUACCUCGUGUCCCUUACCGA
Molecule: messenger RNA, 1718 nt
Organism: Eubalaena glacialis (North Atlantic right whale)
Lineage: Eukaryota; Metazoa; Chordata; Mammalia; Artiodactyla; Balaenidae
Gene: KCNS3
Product: potassium voltage-gated channel modifier subfamily S member 3
Exons: 2
Coding region: 204-1679 (491 amino acids)
Biological process (GO): protein homooligomerization; potassium ion transmembrane transport
Cellular component (GO): voltage-gated potassium channel complex; membrane
Molecular function (GO): protein binding; voltage-gated potassium channel activity
Source: RefSeq, a predicted model, not a curated record